AUGGGACAAAGUUAAGAUAUUGUAUAAGGAAGUGAAAAAAGUUAAUAAUUCAGUGUACUAGUUUUGUGCUUACUAAAAUAAAAUUAAUAAGACACUUUAGGAUUUAAUUAUAGCCUACUCAACAAGAAGUUAAAUAUAUUUCCCUCUUUUAUAAUAAACCCCUUUAGAAUUUUUGUUAAUGACUUAGAUGUUUUUCAAACCUCAUAAGAAUUUUCAGAAUUUGUCUAAUGUGUAAAUCUGGAAAGCUAUUUAAAAAGAAUAGUUAUUUUUAUUGAUGUAAGUUUUCUAGAAUAAUUUAAUCGGAAAUAUUGCAAGAUAAUUUAGAGCGAAAUUUAUAAUCAGAUUUCAGAAAUAUUUAUAUUUGAUGUUAAAAUAAAUGCUGCUUCUUAACAAGAUUACUCAUAUAUCUAUAAAUAUUAUAAGAAUAUCUCAAUUUUCACUAAUAAAUAGUAAUGUUUUUAGAAGAUUUUAGAAAAUUGUCAAGGUUAAUUAUUUAAUUCAAAAGUUUAACUAAAUCAUAAAAGUACCAAAGUUGAUGAAGGAAUUAUUUAAAAUAUUACAAAUAUAAUUGAAGGUAAGAUUAAAAGAUUAAAUAAUCAUUAAAGCGAAAGUGAGAAUUAAUUUGAUAAUUUUUUCAAGGAGAUUACUGAUUAAAGAAAUACAAUAAUUUAAAGUUAAGCUACAUCCGCUCUUCAAAAUGGUAGAAAUUAAUUAAUUUCAGAUCGUAAAUUUAAUUAUAAAAUUAUGGAACAAAUUAGCCGAUAUACAAAUUGUAUUUUAGAAUAAAUAAUUGUGUAAAUGACGAAAUUUUAAAAAGAUUUUUAUUUUUGUCAAACUUGCAAGUUAUAUUUCCAUAAAUCUGAUUUUAAGUACAAUGCUUGCAUAUUUUUUAAUGGUUGCUUCAAAAACUAAAGUUGUUAAAAUUGCAAUUAUAUUUAGGCCUCUUUUGAUAAUUUAAAAAUUCUUUAUGAAUCUUAGAAAACGUGUUUUUAGAUUGAACAUUGUUUAUAAUAUCUAAACUAAAAUCAAAUGGUCUAAUCAGUUAAUGAUUAUAGUCAAUCAAAUUUAGUAAAUAAUUAUAAUCAUCAUAUUAUACUAAUAGGAAAAACUGGAGUUGGAAAAACAAGAAUAUUCAAUUUUUUAUGUGAUGGAAAAGCUGCUUUAAAUAUUUAAACAACCUAAGAACCUAUGGUGAAAAAGUGUUUAAAUAGCAAUUUAACAAUAAUGGACACACCUCCAUUUGAAUUAGAAAAAAAUGAUUUAAUAGAGGAUGGUGAAAAAAUAAAAUAAAAAUUCUCAAAUAUUCUAAAAUAAUAAUAAGUAUCAUAAAUCUUUAUAAUUGUUAAAUAUGAAAGAUUGCCAGCAAUGAAGUAAAACAUGGUAGCUUGUCUUAAAUUUUUAGGAUCUUUUAGAGAUAAAAUUUCUAUAAUUAUUAAUAAUAAUACUGAUCAUCCAAUAAUAGAGUGUUAGAAUGAUUUAAAAAAAAAAUUUGAAACUAAUAGAAUUUUGAUAUUUUGUAUGAAAUUUGCUUAAGGUAACCUAAAAGAUGAUAUAGAAGAACACUUAUAAAACUUAAAAGCAAAGUUGGAAUAUUUAAAGAUAGAUAAUACAGAUUUUGAUAUUAAUAAAUGUAAAAAUGAAUAAGAUGCAAUGAUAAAAAAAUUAGAAAAAAUUAAUAAUUAAAAAAAAGAAUUUGAUGAUAUUCAAUAAUUAAUUAAAGAAAAUCAACACAUUUCCGACUAAAUCCAACAUCUCAAUCAACAACAAUAAGCAUUAGUGGAAAAAUUUAAUAAGAAUUCAAAAAAAGUUUAAGAUUAUUUCAUUAAUAUGGGUUAAUAAUAAUUUAAUAACAGCUCAAUAUCCAAGUCUUAUUGA
Molecule: messenger RNA, 1875 nt
Organism: Paramecium pentaurelia
Lineage: Eukaryota; Ciliophora; Oligohymenophorea; Peniculida; Parameciidae
Source: the annotation of a GenBank genome assembly